Molecule: messenger RNA, 783 nt
Organism: Humulus lupulus (European hop)
Lineage: Eukaryota; Viridiplantae; Streptophyta; Magnoliopsida; Rosales; Cannabaceae
Exons: 4
Coding region: 1-783 (260 amino acids)
Source: RefSeq, a predicted model, not a curated record
AUGGACUCUGAGGACGUGUUCGAGCACUACAAGGCUGCUGCCGCCUCUUCUGGCCAAAAGAAAAGCAACAAGAGGGCUCGGGGGGAGAGUAGUAAAACUGCCCCGAAGAAUGCUCGAACUGACGACCCUCCGGUUACCACCCCUUCGAUGGAGAGCUCACCACCUCCAUCGCCUCUCGAGCAGCCAGCCUCAACUCCUUCGAUUGGCCAAGCUUCCAAUCCUGCCACAUCCGCUGACCAACAGCCUUCUCCUAAGGCUCCUAGCAGCCAUACAUUGCGUACUCCGCCCGAAGGCUCCCUGCCCAGCCUUGAGACUUUUGAGACAUUAAAUAAGAUUGUGACCAAAGAGGACGAAGCAAGUGUUGCUGAGAAAAACCAAUCUACCUCUCAUGAUAAAUCAAAGAAGGGGAAGAAAAACAAUGGUAAAGACACUAAUAAGGACCAUAAACCAAAGAAGGGCAAUAAGUCACCCAAAGACAAGGAGAAUAAGAAGGACAACAACUCCAAGAAAAAGAAACCUAAAGGAAAAUUGGAAGAUGAUAUGUCAUCUUGGGUUGUGGAUUCAGAAGCCACUAAUCAUGAAUCUUCUUCUAUGCAAAUAAUUGAUCCAUCAAUGGAACUUGUUAAUGGCGAGGUGACUAUGAGGGUUGGAAGCGGUUCACUCAUUUCAGUGAAAGCAGUGGGAACAAUCCGUUUAAUCUAUGGAAAUAAUUAUCUUGUUUUGAACAAUAUCAAUAUAAACAAACAAGCUAUAUAUGAUAAAUCCUACAGAGCGAUCAAGUAG